AACUUGUCCAGACCACUCGAACGCCAAUUCUAAAAUCGUAGAAGCAAUGACUUCCAAAUUUGGCGACUUGUAGUAAAAUACAUCAGGGAGCAAUUGGGUGUGGCCUGUUACUGUUUAAGGGACUUGCUGUUCCCAAGGAAACCAUACUUUGACAGGCAUGUUUCUCAAUUUGUUGUUGUUGUUGUUGUUUUCCUGAAGAUUAGUAAUGGUGAGAGAUGAAAAAUUAAUUUCUAUUACAGUGAUAACUGCUCAACACUUGCCGUCUGUAGAUUUAACGGCUACUAGAGACGUCACUACACGGAAAAUGCGAAACUCGCUGCUAAAAGUGUUAAGGUUGAGUGCGGACUUACAAGUUUCUUUUAAGCCCUCGCAUGGCAGUACCAAUUUCAAUGAGCUUGUGAACAACAGCACGAAGAAAUCCCCAUGAAAUGUUUUCACUCUAUUGAACUAUUCUCACUAGCAAGAUUGUCACAAAUCCCUUUUGCUACAAACUUGAAAAGCGGAUGUAGAACUGUACGAGACACGCCCGCUCCGUGUAGAAGUUUUUCGGACGAAAAGCAGGGUGGGGCUAAAGCAACAUGGCAAGAGGAUUAAUAAUCUUUUAAUAAGAUUUAAAACAGUGAGACUCAAUGGGAGAUGAGCAAAGAGUCCCUAAAAGUCACGUUGGGGAUUGCGUGACAUCCUACAUGGGAUACUAGGAGUUGAAUUAUAUGACGUGCGCCUUACCGCUGUGGAACCGCAUUGCAGCAGUAAAUUCAAGAUGGCGAACGACGAGGAAGGAUCCGGCUAUCGUUGGUUAAACCAAUAUGAAAGAACUUGGGAGGUUAUUCAAGAAGAUGCUGAAGGUUCUCUUCAAACUGUGGUUGAUGAGAUUACACAGAGGACCAAGCGAAGAAGGCUCAUGGGAAGGAGUGGAAACAUUCGACUUGGCAUGAUGCGACAUGUGUUUGUUGUUGUGGAUAUGUCUCGAGCUAUGGAAGAAGCUGAUUUAAAACCUUCACGUCUUGCUUGUUCUGUCAAGGUACAGUAUAUAUCACCAUAAUAGUAGAAUUCUACUUGAAUACUAAUUUUAAUGCUGCUGCAAUCUGUUGGUUGAGCCAUCACACAUUAUCAGCCAUCAAACACUAAACUUUAAAAGCUCAGAAUUGUUGAAUGAACAAUGUGAGUAUGAGUACACAGCUACCAGGGGCAGAUCUAG
Molecule: messenger RNA, 1198 nt
Organism: Orbicella faveolata
Lineage: Eukaryota; Metazoa; Cnidaria; Anthozoa; Scleractinia; Merulinidae
Product: general transcription factor IIH subunit 2-like
Biological process (GO): DNA-templated transcription; regulation of transcription by RNA polymerase II; nucleotide-excision repair
Cellular component (GO): transcription factor TFIIH core complex; transcription factor TFIIH holo complex
Molecular function (GO): zinc ion binding
Source: RefSeq, a predicted model, not a curated record